This is a messenger RNA of Hydra vulgaris (swiftwater hydra), 3433 nucleotides long. RefSeq lists its product as uncharacterized. NCBI's taxonomy places the organism in Eukaryota, Metazoa, Cnidaria, Hydrozoa, Anthoathecata, Hydridae. The record is from RefSeq and is a predicted model, not a curated record.
AUAUAUAUAUAUAUAUAUAUAUAUAUAUAUAUAAAAUCAGUGAAAAACCCAGAUGUGUUUUAGUACCGUUAGAGCGGUGUAGGCGCCCGAAAAAAAAUGUACAACUUGUUAUUUUUUUUGUUUAUUAUAAAAAUAUAUGAAUCGUUAUAACAAAUAUUCUGUUUAUUUCAGCUGGUUCAUUUUUUCUUCAGAAAAAUUCGAUAAUAAUUUUAUCAUUGAGUUUUUCUGAAUUACAUGCCGUUACUAGUUUAAAACUACCAAUUGAGUGUUAGUUUAAAAAAAUGAAUAAAAACAUCUUGCAAAACUCAUUAAGAAUAUAACGAAAUGUUGAUUUUGAAAAUUUGACGACUUCAUUGAUCACAUGACAAUUCAUUAAAAAAAUGUUUUAACUUUAAAAUUUCAAUUUAGUAGAAGUAAAAUUGUCGUGAAAUUAUUAUUUAUACAUUUGAAAAAUAUUUUAAGUUUGAACAGACUUCAUUAUAAUUCAAACAAACUCAUUUUAAAAAAACAUUAUUUUGACUUCCCUACUUUAGCAUUUUUAAUGUUACAUUUUUAUUACGUAUAUGUAAGUGCUUAUUUGAACUGCAUAUUUAAAGAAUUAAGUAUUCUAAAAUAAAAUAGUUUUCUUAACGUAACUUAUAUAGCAGUUCACGGCGAAAUUCGUAUAUAAAUAACUAAAAAAGAUAUAAUAAAUAUACCAACUUCAUAGCUUCGGAUAAACACUAACAUAAGUGAAAUUUAAAAAAUAGCAAUGAUGGCGCCGGUUUAAGCUCGAAGGUAGGGUUAAAAGGACAGAUAUUGUUUUCCUUUUAUAUUGCAUUUUUAUAUUAUUUUAUAAAUGUGAAAAAGAAGCAGUGGGUAGUGCCCCUUGGGACUUUUGACACCCUAGUUGCCGCAAUCAAUACAAAAGUGGCAUCCAUAAAUAAACUGGGUUUUUCACUUAUAAUAUAUUAAUAUAUUUAAUAUUAUAAUAUUAGGUUUUUAUUUAAAAUUUAAAAAAAUAUAAAUUCUUAUUUUUAAUUUAUAUAGAUGUUAUACAAAUUGAAUAAUAAAUCUAAAAUAAAGAUGAUCAUUAAAAUCAUUCUAGUAACUAAUCUUCUGUUUGUGAAUAUAUUCCUAAUUUUAUUUAUAAUUACAGGAAUAAAAAAGAAACAUGCCAAAAAGGAACUUCAAGCAUUUAAGUGAGCUUUCCCGUUCUCAAGCUUAUAAAAGAUUGAGGGCUGUUAGAAAUGCAAAUGAGAGAUCAAGUGAAUCUUCAAAUGAGAAUUCAGAAGACUCUUCUUCUGAAGGUGAACCUGAUGCACAUAUGCAAGAAUUAAUUAUUCCUGCUGCUCAUCAUGUGUCAGACAGUUCCGAGCCAGACGAAGCUAAUGUAGUGAUUGAUAAUGCAGCAAAUGCACCUGCAAAUAAUAUUAAUGAGGAGCUAGUUGUGGGAGUGAAUGAAUCAGCAGAUGAGAAUAUUUACAGUGAGGGAGGUGCAAAUGUUGUUGUAGAUAACCUUGAGGGAGAUAGUUCUACUUCAUCUGAUAAAGAAAAUUUACAUUUUCGAACUGAAAUUGCUAAAUUUGUUGUAAAAAAUGUUUUGUCAAGAAAUGCAACACAGGACUUGUUACGUGUUUUAAGACGACAUGAUUGUCAUCUUAGUUUGCCACGAACUCGUGGCGCUCUUGUUCAAACACCUCGAGAAAGAGUAGUGCUACGUGAUGUGCCACCUGGCAAAUAUUACCAUUUCGGAUUGAGAAAAGGUUUAGUUAACUCUUUAAAACUUACUCAUGAAGACCUAGCACUUAAGGAAAUCAUAAAAGUAACAUUUAAUAUCGAUGGAGUUAGCAUUUCUAAAAGUUGUAGCAGUCAGUUUGUUAGCAUUCUUGGAAAAAUCAAUAAUAUUCAAGCUGUACCAGUUUUUAAAGUAGGAGUUUAUCAUGGAUACAGUAAACCUGAUAGUGCGGCAUUAUUUUUACAAGAUUUUGUUGAAGAAAGUUAUGAUCUUUGUACUAAUGGGCUGUUUUACAACAACAAACACUUUAUAGUGAGAAUAAACUGUUUUGUUUGUGAUCUGCCUGCAAAAGCUUUUAUACUUCAAGUUAGAGGUCACAACUUCACCAAAGGUUGUGGAAAAUGUCAAGUUGUAGGAUUUAGUAAUAAUCGUAGGAUGUGUUUUUUGGAUAACAAUGCAGAGGAACGUACUGAUGAAAGUAUAAGACAGAAACAUGAUGAUCAAUAUAACAUUUCAGACUGUCCUUUGAUAAGAAUCCCAUUUCUUGAUCUUGUAAAAAUGUUUCCUAUCGAUCCACUCCACCAGCUUUAUAUUGGAGCAUGCAAGAAAAUUCUUAAAAUGUUAUUUGGAAAUAAACCUUCACCACAUAGGUUGCACAGAAGAUUCAUCACAAGAGCAACUAUGGAAUGUGGGCGAAUCAAGAGAUACAUUCCUAUGGAAUUUCAAAGAAAGCCACGGGAAGUGGAGUCUGUUGGUUCAUUCAAGGCAACAGAAUGUCGUUUUUUUUUAUUAUACACUGGUCCUGUCAUUCUUAAAUGUAUUUUAGAUGGAAGUAGAAAAAACAAGGAUAUUUACGAUCACUUUGUUGGCUUACAUGUAGCUAGCCAGAUGUUGAGUCGUGAAGCAACUGCUGCAGAUCUUGCAUAUUGUGAUAUGCUUUAUCGAAAUUUUACAAAUGAUUUUCCAGCAGUAUAUGCUGCUGAGUUUGUGAGCCAAAACAUACAUUCACUGAUUCAUUUAGCAGGUGAUGCAGAAACAUACGGGAGGUUAGAAAACUUUUCUGCGUUUCAAUAUGAAAAUGAAAAUGGCGCUAUAAGAAAGCUAUUAAAAGAAUCUCCAAGACCACUUCAGCAGUUAGUCAAACGUCACCAAGAAUUAUUACUCAACUUUCCACCAGUAAAAAAAAGACCAUUCAAUAAAGUGAAGUUUGUGAAACUUCACAAAAAUGGAUCACUAGUUGAAGGUGUAACAGGAUCACAAUUUCAAGAAGCACAAUUUGAAGGAUUCAAAUUGACUAUAAGAGAGCCAGAUAAUUGCUUUACAACUAACACUGGGGAUGUUUGCUUAGCUAUGAAUUUUGUAAAGAACUUGCUUACAGGAGACAAAGUAAUAAUAUCUAUGAUCUAUUCAAACAAAAUAGAUCUCUAUACAUAUCCUCGUAGAUCAUCCUCUUUGGGAAUUCACAUUGUUCAAGAUUGCAGUAACAGAAUUGUUGUACCUAUAAUAGCUGUAAAAUGCAAAUGUGUAAGGGUACCAUACGAUGAUGCUACAUUAGCUGUUUUCCCAAUGGCCCACUGCAAUUAAUUAUGCUAUGGAGUAUUUCGUUUUAAAGACCCUGCACCCCACACUGAGGUCAUUUUAAUGUCUUGGCUUAAAAAUGAAUUAACUGCAUCAUAUCCUGUAUCUUCUUCGUAUCUUAUUAUAAAUAAAUUAUUA